AUGAGGCUUGGGCGUGUGCGGUCGCGGGCACGGGGCGGGCGUGCAGCGCGGCGCGGGCCCGCGCAGGGAGGAGUGAAGAAGCCUCGCCGGUACCGACCUGGAACUGUUGCUCUCCGCGAAAUUCGCAAGUAUCAAAAGGGUGCGGAGCUGCUCAUAGGGAAGCUACCUCUUCGGAGACUUGUUCGUGAAAUUGCCCAGGUUUCCAAGAGUGACCUGCGCUUCCAGAACCAUGCGGUGCUUGCAUUGCAGGAGGCAGCGGAAGCAUACUUGGUGGGUCUCUUUGAAGAGACCAAUCUAUGUGCUAUUCAUGCCAAGCGUGUGACCAUCAUGUCCAAACAUAUUCAUCUUGCUAGGAGGAUCCGUGGCGAGAAGCUGUGAAGCAGCCGGCAGAUCGAUAUGCCGAUUCCAACAUGCUACGUGCUUCCACAUUUCUGGAUUUAUG
Molecule: messenger RNA, 442 nt
Organism: Brachypodium distachyon (stiff brome)
Lineage: Eukaryota; Viridiplantae; Streptophyta; Magnoliopsida; Poales; Poaceae
Product: histone H3.3
Exons: 4
Coding region: 1-378 (125 amino acids)
Cellular component (GO): nucleosome
Molecular function (GO): protein heterodimerization activity; DNA binding; structural constituent of chromatin
Source: RefSeq, a predicted model, not a curated record